AAAAAGAAAAUGCCGAUUUUAUUACAGAAACUACUUUUGGGUCUAUAAAAGUAGCAGCCGCAUUGAGACAUCGUCUCUAGUCUCAUCUCUCAAAGUCUCAAGUGUCUACAAAAAUGUCUGAUGAGAGUAUGAUCAUCGCGGACUUCUCCGACGACGAUUUCGCUAACGACAACUGGCCGGAGAUCGAGUUUCGGUCGCCGGAGGACGAGGCCUGGUACGGUGUUGACGUGUGGGAGCUGUGCGACUCUCUGGUGGUGACAUUCAACGGCUUCUCCUACGAGUACGACGAGGUUUACUCCCCGGAUGAUUUCAAGAGCACCGACGAGUUAAAAGAGUUCGAAGAGAGGUUCCGUGCUUGCUCCGUUCAGAUGCAAGACGGCGAGUGCGGUACGCUCGCACAAGGCACGAAGGUCUGCGCCACGUGUCCUUCCGUCGCCGGCGAAGUCAAGUUCUACGACGCCAUCGUCGUUAACGUGGUGAGGGAGAAGCAUGGUGUGGACGAGGAAGGGAACGAAGUGUGUGGAUGUGAUUACAAACUUUACUGGAACCAAGGUCCUUUCGUCGACAAUGUUACGUCUGCAAAAGUUGGAGACAUAUGUCUUGUUCAGGAAGAUAAACGAAUGAAGCCCAAAGUUGUCGCUUUCUUGAAGGAAGCUAGAAGGAAGCUUCUUGGAGAAGCUCAUCAAGGAAAAGAAACAGAGUGGCAAAAUAUACUUAAGAAGGUCACUUGUGCUAUUCGAGACCACAACUUAGACCCAUCUGUUCCAGAGAAUCAAGGUUAAAAGGAGACUUAUGUUUUGUUGCUCAGCAAAUGUAUUUGCGUGCAAAUAUUUGAUCAAAACUAUGUAUGGAUUUGUUAUCUUUUAGAAUGGUAAUGGUAGAAAAUUAUGUAAACCCUUUUUGGGAAUCUCUUAGUUAAGAAAAAGGAUAAACAUAUCUUCCAUAUGUAAUCACUAAUCAGUCCUUGUUUUCAUGCUCUAUCAUCGAUGCUGAAUUUUGUGAAAUACAUCGAAGCUCUUGUAUAACGUACUGACUUAACCAACACCGAAAAAAACAGAAAUGACAAGUCCAAAAUUCAAGCAAAUUCAGAUCAAAAGAUGCACAUGAAACUGUGAACAAGUCAGAUAAAGAGAACGAUGGUGCCGUAUAUGAAUCAUCAACCUUACUUGUAAAGAUAUAAUCAUUACUCUGAAAGGAAAACAAACCGGUCAAAAUAUGUUAUUAAUACGGUCAGAAGGACUUCUAGCACAAGAAACUGGUCAAAGUCAUCUCUGAUAGAGUGACUGUGACAUUUUUCUUAUGAUCAAAUAGAAACAUUAGGACCUAAGUCUUCUAACCUUUUUUAGUCUAUGCAGGAGUUGCGCAUGGUCAUGACUGUACCAGUAUGUAGAUAGCUAUGACAUGCAGGCAUAUGCAGCAAAAUGAUGAAU
This is a messenger RNA of Raphanus sativus (radish), 1430 nucleotides long. RefSeq lists its product as uncharacterized. The coding region runs from base 114 to 782 and encodes 222 amino acids. The transcript is spliced from 3 exons. Gene Ontology annotation, molecular function: chromatin binding. The record is from RefSeq and is a predicted model, not a curated record. Lineage: Eukaryota; Viridiplantae; Streptophyta; Magnoliopsida; Brassicales; Brassicaceae.